Molecule: messenger RNA, 1635 nt
Organism: Prunus armeniaca (apricot)
Lineage: Eukaryota; Viridiplantae; Streptophyta; Magnoliopsida; Rosales; Rosaceae
Source: the annotation of a GenBank genome assembly
AUGGAGAUUCAGUGCCCUUCCUUCCAAGUCCUGUUAGCCUUCUUGCUCUUUAUGAUCAUGGCACUGAAAAUAGGGAAGAUCAGAGGCAAAACCAAGUGCUCAGCCUCAAAUCUACCGCCAGGGCCAUGGAAGCUACCCGUUAUAGGAAACCUGCACCAGCUCGGUGGCUCUCUACCACAUCAAAGACUAAGAGACUUGGCCAAGAAAUACGGACCGCUUAUGCACCUAAAGCUUGGAGAAGUUUCCACCGUAGUAGUUUCAUCAGCAGAGUUUGCCAAAGAGGUGAUGAAAACCCAUGAUCUUAUCUUUGCAUCCAGGCCCCAAGCCCUUGCCCCAAGGAUCUUGUUUUACAAUUUUACAGACAUUGUCUUUGCACCGUAUGGUGAAUACUGGAGACAAUUACGAAAAAUUUGCACUCUAGAGCUUUUAAAUGCAAAACGUGUUCGAUCUUACCAACCUAUUAGGGAAGAAGAGGUACGGAAUCUCAUUAAAUCGAUUGCCUCAAGAGCAGGAUCACCUAUCAAUCUUACACAGGAAAUUUACUCAUCGACAUAUACCAUCACUUCGAAAGCAGCCUUUGGUAAAAAGAACAGGGAUCAAGAAAAAUUCAUAUACAUUGUGAAGGAAGUUACAAAGGCAGUAUCUGGCUUCGCUCUUGCAGAUGUUUUUCCUUCUGUCAGUUUGCUUCAUCUCUUAAGUGGAAUGAGGCCAAAACUUGAGAGGCUGCAUAAAGAAGCUGACAGGAUAAUGGGAAACAUCAUCAAAGAACAUCAAAGGGAUAUGGUCACUAAGGGUGAAGCAGAGGAAGACCUGGUAGAUGUUCUCCUUAAAUUUCAUGAUCACGGAAAUGAGCUUGAGUUUUCCCUAACUAGUGAGAACAUCAAAGCAGUUAUCUUUGGAUCUGGGGUCUCUGAUGCAGUUCAACUAGAAUUUGCAGAGAAUUGGGAUUGGAAUAACAAGAUACAAGCUAAAAGAGAAGCUUUGACAGCUAACUCAAUGGAUAUUUUUGCUGCUGGGAGUGAGACAUCAUCUACAGCUGUAGAUUGGGCAAUAGCAGAAAUGAUAAAAAAUCCAAGAGUAAUGAACAUGGCACAGAAUGAGGUGAGGGAAGUGUUUAAUAGAAAAGGACAGGUAGAUGAAACAUGCAUUAGAGAGAUGAAAUAUUUAAAUUUAGUUAUCAAGGAGACACUGAGGUUACACCCCCCGGGUCCCCUGUUACUUCCAAGAGAAUGCGGAGAGAAAUGUGAGAUUGAUGGAUAUGAAAUACCUGUGAAAUCCAAGGUAAUUGUGAAUGCAUGGGCAAUUGGUAGAGAUCCCAAUUACUGGAAUAAGCCUGAGAGCUUUAAUCCCAAUAGGUUCCUCGAUAGCUCGAUUGACUACAAGGGAACAAACUUUGAAUAUAUCCCAUUUGGUGCUGGAAGGAGAAUGUGCCCUGGCAUGUCAUUUGGUCUGGCCAACGUUGAGCUCCCACUUGCAUUGUUGUUAUACCAUUUUGAUUGGAAACUCCCCAAUGGGAUGAAGAAUGAGGACCUGGACAUGACUGAGGCCUUUGGCGCUUCAGUCAAAAGAAAAGACGAUCUGCACUUGAUUCCCAUUCCUUAUCAUCCUCCGCCUACCGAAAAUUCCCAAGUAUAA